Molecule: messenger RNA, 10610 nt
Organism: Chlamydomonas reinhardtii
Lineage: Eukaryota; Viridiplantae; Chlorophyta; Chlorophyceae; Chlamydomonadales; Chlamydomonadaceae
Exons: 8
Coding region: 44-7675 (2543 amino acids)
Molecular function (GO): protein binding
Source: RefSeq, a predicted model, not a curated record
GCUAUGGUGUAGGUGGCGGCGGCCGCGGCGGCGCUCAGGCAGAAUGCAAGUGUUUGUGCGCACACUGAGCGGCAAGACGGGCGUUGUCAGCGUGCUGCCAUGCGACCCAGCGGCUGUGCUGCUGCUAUCGACUGCGGCAAACGAAGGCGUGCCGCCGGUUCUCCUGCGACUGCUGUGGCGUAGCCGGCGUGUGCGCUUGCAUCGCAGCUUUGCGGCGCAGGGCAUUUUGCCAGGCAGCACAGUGUUUGUGACCAGCGUGCUGUAUGGCGGCGUUGGGUUCACAGAGGCGGAAGUGCGGCGCGUGUGCGACGCUGUGGAGAAGCUCGCGCGCAGGGACGCGGGUGCAUGCGCGCGCAUGGAGGCUGGGCAGUGGGAGCCGCUUGUGCAAGUGCUUGCGCAUCAGAGCACUGCCUCGCCAGCAGUAGUGGAGGCCGUACUCCGCGAGCGUGCGGCGACAAUUCGAGCGGCAGUGGCGGUGGCAGGUAUCACGCAUCGCAUGUUCGCUGCACGCACUGCAAAGCAGCAGGCUGCGCGAGCAGCGGCGGCCGGGUCGGUAGCAGGCAGCGUACAGGCGAGUGCGGGUGGAGCGCCAGGCACCUCAGCUGUAGGAGCGUCGCCUGCUGCCGGGACCGGGCCUGGGUCAGCAGGUGCAGCGGCGAGCCGCUAUUCGGGCGCAGCUGGGGCGCCUUCAGCAGCCCAGCACAAAGUGAUAGCAGCGCCGGGGGCUAGGCUGGCCAGCGUGCCGCAGCAGCCGCGCACGGUCCGGCAGCGCGCGCAGGCGGAGGCGUUCAAAUCGAUGAUGGGGCAAGGGCUGGAUGAGGGUAGCCGUGCUCAUGCCGCUGCACAGACUUGCACGUUCACCAGGCCCGAGCCGCCUGCGCCACCGGCACCAGCGGCACGGGAGGGGCAGCCGCAGGGGCGUUAUGUCACAGAUGUCAUUGAUGGCAUCGUGGGCGUGCUGCGGCAGCACCGGGAUCUAGCCAGCAUCUUGCACCGCAAAGAGAUGAACAUGCUGCUGCCGGGUGAGUUGAAGCAGCUUGCCGAGGCGCUGCAGCAGCAGCUGCCGGAGAAGCUGCGCAGCAGCUCAGUGCAUGGGAUGGAGACGUGGCUGCAUCACCACGUGGACGAGAUCGAGCUCGCGCUAGCAGGCGUGCCAAACCCCGAUGCGGUGGCAGCAGCUGCCGGUGUGGGCGGAGCAGCCAUGCCGUGGGAGGUGCAGCUGGGCUUGCAGCGUGUUGCGGAGAUGAUGGGGCUGGCCUCCGACGCGGAGAAGCAGCCGGCAGCGGAGGCGUGGCAGGAGCGGCAAUGGCACACGCUAACAGAUUGCAUCAGUGCUACGCGCGCUGCAGCCAGGGUCGCAGGAGACACCGCGGGGGCUGCAGGAGCGGCCGUCAGCACAGGCGGCGCGCAGACCGCCGCUGGUGGCGUGCCUGACAUCGCAACGUCACGCUUGUGUGACGAUGCCGCUGCAGCACAGGCGAUGCGCCAGCAGAUGGCCGCGGAGUUGCCGACGCAGCCGUGUUGCGUAUGCGGUCGCCGCCGGCGUCAGCGCGAUGUUCAUUGGCAUCGUGUCUCGGGAUUGCGGGAGUGGCUCGACGAGCAGCUUAGCGUGAUGCUGCCGGGCACAGCAGAGGCGCCGCGGGAUGGCAACACGCUGUGGGCUCCGCCGACAUCGGCCGAAGCUGUGGCGUUGCUGGCGGGUGCCACGGGCGCUGCGUCAAUGCCAGAAAUUACGGAGCGCGUGAUGCGCGAGGGCCCAGCCUCAGGGCGCACGGUGUAUCGGCUGCAGGCGCAUCCUGCGGCGGGCACAGUGCAGCUGGCCGCAGAUGGCGAUCACCAGCUGCGUGUGUGUGUCGAUUGCAUGCGGGCGCACCAGCAUGGGCAUCUGCCCCCACUGUCGUACGCGUGCGUUGACAAUGGGUUGCGGCCCAGCCACCUACCGCAGCUCACGGUGAUGGAGGAGCGGCUGGUGGCAGUGUGGCGGCCGCUCCGUAACCUGAUGGUGUGUCGGCCGCCAGCAGCGGGCGGCGGGCCGGGGCAUUGGGAGAUGCGCGCGCACGUGAUUGCGUUCAAGGCGCCGGAGCCGCAGCAGCUGGCAGCGGUAUUCCCGUGCAGCCUGGCGCGCGUGCCUGAGUGCAUAACAGUGGUGUUUGUGAGCCCGGCACAGACGUACCAGCAGCUGGAGGCGUUGGCGCGCCGCGUGCCCGCGCUGAUGGUGCGGGGCAAAGUCGUCGCGGCCUGGGCGCGGCACUUGGCAGCUCUGUAUCCCAGCGCGCGCCUGGACGAGGCGGCCGUGCAGGAGUGGGAGCGGCAGCCGCCAACAGCGGUAGCGGAUACUCUCGCGCGGCGCGCCGUCUGCACGCAAACCCAAGGCGAGGCAUCGGCGCUGCUGCGGACUUUGCGGGCGGAACAGGAGGGGUAUGCGCGCGCGCGGUACGGUACUGCAGAGGAAGCUGCAGCUAGAGGGGCGAGUACAGCAAUGGCGGUGGCCGUCAACAGCGACAGCAGCAGCGGCUCGGACAGCGAGGCCAUCAUUGUGCAGCAGUCGCUUGCACGGCCGAGCCGGAAGCGGUCCAGGUUGCUGUCUGCCGCGCACAUGCAGCGGCUGCUGUGUGGGCUGGAUCGCGACGCGAGCGUGGCGGUGCGGCAGUUGCUUCUGGCCCACAACUUCAAGGCUGCUGCUACAAAGCUGCUCCGCCACCACGGCGGCGCACCAACCAAGGAGGCGGUGACGCAGAUGCAGGUGCAGCUGCAAACGCAGCAUUGUAAUUACGAGCAGGUGUUAACGGACCACGAACGAGCGCUCAUAGCUGAGGCGAAUGCGAGUGGCAGCACGCGCCCGCUGUCACGCCCGCCGGCGGGCGCACCGCUGCCGCCAGGCAGCUUGUUCGUGGUGCACGAGCCGCAGGCACUGUCGCCGGUGCAACGGGAGCACGGUGGGCGACGGCCGCAGUCUCUUCCAGCACUGCCUGCAGAAGCCGCACAGCGUGCAGGCGCAGCAGCACCAGCAGCGGCGGCGGCAGGGGCGGAGGUGGCGGCAGCAUUCAGCAGCUGCGGUCAGAACGUGACACAUAUGCAGGGCAUAGACGACGUUGACUUGUCGCCAACGCCAGCAGAUUCGCCGGCGUUGCGCGCGGUGUUUGAGGACGCCUGCGCCGACGAGCGCGCCCUGCAGCUGCUGCUGGACGGAUGGCCACUCGCAUCAUGCACGGAGCAGGCCCCGCAGUCGGACUAUCAGCCGGAGUGGCCACUGCGCGUGCACGUGAAUCGGUUUCCUAACGGCACGGGCGCAUGCCCGGCCGGCAUGCAGAUGCUCAGCUGGAUCCAGCUGCAGCUGCAGCGAUGGUACCCACCAGCGCCGGACGGCACCGAAGACUGCAGCGCCCAGGCGAAUGCGAGUGGCAGCACGCGCCCGCUGUCACGCCCGCCGGCGGGCGCACCGCUGCCGCCAGGCAGCUUGUUCGUGGUGCACGAGCCGCAGGCACUGUCGCCGGUGCAACGGGAGCACGGUGGGCGACGGCCGCAGUCUCUUCCAGCACUGCCUGCAGAAGCCGCACAGCGUGCAGGCGCAGCAGCACCAGCAGCGGCGGCGGCAGGGGCGGAGGUGGCGGCAGCAUUCAGCAGCUGCGGUCAGAACGUGACACAUAUGCAGGGCAUAGACGACGUUGACUUGUCGCCAACGCCAGCAGAUUCGCCGGCGUUGCGCGCGGUGUUUGAGGACGCCUGCGCCGACGAGCGCGCCCUGCAGCUGCUGCUGGACGGAUGGCCACUCGCAUCAUGCACGGAGCAGGCCCCGCAGUCGGACUAUCAGCCGGAGUGGCCACUGCGCGUGCACGUGAAUCGGUUUCCUAACGGCACGGGCGCAUGCCCGGCCGGCAUGCAGAUGCUCAGCUGGAUCCAGCUGCAGCUGCAGCGAUGGUACCCACCAGCGCCGGACGGCACCGAAGACUGCAGCGCCCAGGCACCACACUUCAUUCUGGACAUGUUUGACGCGUGGCAGCGGCACACGGUCAACCAGCAGGUGGCGGUGCGCUUCAAGCUGGACCCGCAGCUCAUCAUGAGUCUCGGCGACAUGGGGCCGGACACGCUGGUGGAGGCAGCGGACGUGCUUGCAGCAGGCCUAUCACGGGCGGAGCAGGCCCAGCGGCUACACGGAUCGCCACCGGAAGUGGAGCAGCUCGUGCGUGGAGCGCGCAUCACGGGCGCCCAUGUGGUGGGCUCGCCUGGCUCCUAUGCAGCGCUGCGCAGCCGCGCGUACGGGCUGUGGGCUGCGUAUGGCCCACCCAGCGCCACUGUGACGCUCAACCCCGCAUCGGUGCACUCAGAUGCCACGUUCACGCUGAUGGGGCGUCCGUACACCUUCGACGUGCGGACAGGCGCGCCGCAGCAUCGGCCCAUGGCCGCGGAGCGGUGGGACCUGGUGGCCGGGCACCCGCUCGCGUGUGCCGAGUCCUUUGAGGCGUUCAUGGACGCGUUCUGCGACGUGUUCCUCGGGUGGCCAGCAGGGUCAGAUGUGCAGCAACGUAGCAACUGCCUGUUCGGGCGCGUCGACGCCUUCUUCUUCAAGUUCGAAAUGAAUCAGCGCGGAGAGCUGCACGUGCACGGCUGUAUCUGGCAGCCCGGGCUGCAGCCAGCACGCCUGCGAAAGGCGCUAGCGGACCCGCGGAAUUGUCCCGACGUGCUGGACUUCCUGGAGUCCGUGCAGACGCAGUGGUUCGCCUCGCCGCUGCUGUUCAGCGGCGGCGAGCGACCGGUCCACGCUCAGAAGCUCAGCACCGAGCAGCUGCAGGAGGUGGCUGAGGCGGCUGGCAGCGAGCGCUUGACGGAGCUGCAGCGGGACAUUCUCAGGGAGGUGCUGGUGGAGGUGAAGGCCAGGGGGGCCAUGGAAGACGCAGCCGUGUCUUGUCGGCCGCCUCUACAAUGCAGCAGUUUGACUGAGGCGGAGCGGCUCGGGUUAUUUGCUGCGCACGCGGUCCUGGAGACGCUGCUGCACGCCCAUCGCGAUGGCACGUGCACCACGUCACACAGCAAGCAUGCCACGGACAGCAACUGCCGCAUGCGGCUGCCUCGGAUGCUGCACUGGCUCACCACGUACCUGCACGAGCAGUCGGUGUGCGUGCACCUCAAGCGGUAUGGCCGCUACAUGGUCUCGCAUAUGGUGGCCCUGCUGCUGGCGGUGCCUUGCAAUCACACCGUCACGUUUGCGUGUGACGUGGGGCGCUGGCUGCGCACGCGCGAGCUAUGGGAUCAGCGGCACGAGGGCAUUCCGCGCACGGACCCUGUGUGGGAGCGGCGGCCGCAGCUGCCCAGCCUUGAGCAGCUUGCCGCGGACGCAGCGGACUAUGCCCUGAAGUAUGCCACCAAGUCUGAAGCAGUGCAGGGCAGCAGGGCCCUUAUAGCCGCAGCCACCAUGCUGCGGCGGCGCAUGCACCUCAUGACGCCAGAGCAGCAGGCCGGGAUUGAGAGCGAGCACCUGCCCAUCCAGGACGUGCUGGAUCAGCUACGGCAUCCCUUCGCAGCCUUUGCGGACGCCAGCGCCUCUGCCUGGGCGCCCCGGCCUCCUACUGCAGGUGUGUCAGCUGCAGGCGAGAGCAGCACGCCGGCACAGGCGCAGUUCACGGCGGAGGUGACGGCGCGCGCACAGCAGUCCGCGACUGUGGCCGCGCUGCGCACUGCGCGGCCUGUCGGCGCGGCUGCGGUGCAACGGGAGGGGAUGUUCAACCUUGCGCACGCCAUCAACCUGUUAACAGCCCAGCAGACGUUCUCCGCUCCAGCAGCGGCGCUGCUGCUGAUGCGGGGCACCGACGCGCACGAAAGCCACCAGUUCAGGGCCAUCGAUUACAGGAUGUUCUCGCAGCAUGUGCAGUCGCAGCUGAAGCGCGCGGACCCGGAGCUCAGGCCCAGAGACACCCAGCUGCGGCUCGUGUGUACAAUGGGCAGCGUUGGAGCGGGCGGGAGUCCGACAGGGGAAGGCCAGCUUCCGGCCGCCAGCACAAUCGCUAGCGAUGUCCCAGAUCCCGGGCCCAGCGGAAGCGUACAGCAGCUAGAGCAGCCCGCCGUCGCACCUGCUCGUUACCGGUCAUCAAGCUACCUGAAAGAUUACCUGUACCGCGGCGAGGCGCUGCGCGAGCUGUCUCCUAUGAUGAUGGCGAUGUUGUUUUAUAAGCACUCGGCCGGGCCAGAUGGAGCGCAAGGGCACCAUCUGCGCUUGCAUCCCGCGCACCCAGAGUACAGUAAAUGCGUGUGGCGACGCCGGCUGCGGCCGUACGUGCCGCAGCCGGUGUGUGACCCCGUUGUGCGGCCUGCGGACGGCGUGGGCGAUCCGCAGGUGCUGGAGCGCUAUGCAGUGUUUGCGCUCGCGAACUUCGCCGCCUACAGCUGUGACGACAUGCUCGAUCUCAGCAACGGCGCAUGGGCAGCUUAUCAGCGGUGCUUUGCACAGCCGGCGGAUGGCCAGUCGCUGCAUGUGCGCAUCGCGUGUCGUAUGCUUGAUCACGUGGAUGGGCUUGCGCGCGUGCGAAUGCGGGCGGAGGAGCGGCGGCAGCUGCAGGCGGAGGCGGAGGGCACCGCUGAGGAUGUGGCAGAGGAGGCACUGUUGGAGGGCGUGCCGUUGGAGGGCAUGGACGACCUGGAGGCAGAGCCGCAGGAUGAUGAGGAACCCGAUGUUAGGCGCAGCGCAGCGCCCGCAGCGGAGCUCUGGCAGGGUUGUGCGCUAUCGGAGACGGAACGCGCAGGGCUGCUGCAGCGCAUUGUGCACGGCGGCCUGGGUGGCGGUCUGACUACAGAGGCGACCACCGUGGUUGCCCAGAUCCCGCGCGCCAAUGCAUGGCCAGCGGUUGGGCGUACAGCGGCGGCAGCAGUAGUGCGCAGCACGCAGGAGUGGACACACGAGCGGCUGGCUGCAGCACAGCAACGCAUGCAUGAUUACGACCUAGGCGGGCAGUACGCCGCACAGGCACUCGCGCAGGCGCAGGGAGCAGUGCAGCAGCAGCUGCUGCUUUACAACAGCGGCACUGCAGCAGUGACAGCGAAGCUGGUGCUCAUCUCGCCAUUGGCGGUUACCACAGCCGCCCCAGAGGUGCAGGGCGUCUGGCCCGAUGCAGCGAACCCUGGUGCAGAGCCGCCGUACGUGCUUUGCCCGGAGGACUCGCAGCCGACGCCUGAAGACACAGCGCGGUUAUGGAACCUCAGCGAUGACCAGCAGCAGGCGUUCAUGCUGUACGCGCAGCUCCUGCUAGCAGAGGCCGCCGGCGUCCGUCAGCCCCCCGUGUGCUCGGUGCUCACGGGCAAAGCCGGCAGCGGCAAGUCGCGGGUGCUGCAGGCAUUGCUAUGGUUUGCAUAUCAGCACCGCUGCGAGUCUCUCAUUGCCCUCGUGAGCUACACGUGGCGCGCUGCGCUGCAUUUGCCACAGCCACGGCACGUGCCGCUAUAUAGCGGUGCUGCGGAAGAGAGCUUGCGGCAGCUGCUGGCGCCGGGCGCGGGGGACGGCGGGGCCAUGGAGCGCCAGAUCCGGCAGCUGGAGCAUCCGGAGGGCAGCAUGAACCUCAUGGGGCGGGAGCUGUGGAAUAUGGUGCCGUUCGCGUUCGUUCUCACUCACCAGCAUCGGCAGCAAGCAGGCGUAGCUCGUGCAGCUGCAUGCGCUCGCGCAGCGUCAGCAGCUGCUGCUAUGGCGUAGCGCGGACUUGUCGCCGGACGGGAGCAGCUUACCUAUUUCGCAUGUGCAUCAAUUAGAGGCGCUUGGCGGGGCCGAGGAUGAUAGCGGUGUGCCCGCUGUGUGCGCAUUCUUUGCUGGCAUUCGUUACGUGUUUACAUCAAAUGAGCAUGUGCGUCUGUAUCACAUCAACAACAACAGUGCCACAGGCACCGGCAUUGUUCUGCAUCCCAACGAGUCACCAUUGCCAGAUGCAAGCAUUGCCCCCGUGCAUGUCCUCAAGUUCGUGCCCUCGGCUGUAAUGGUGCGCCCCGACGGGCCUGAUGCGGGUCGGGUGUCUGUCGAUCAGGCCCUGGAUGUCGGGGAGAUUCCUGUUUUACCGUGCAGUGCUAUGUUCACAUCGCAGCAUGCAACCCUGCGGUUGCCUGUGAUGCGCUGGGGCUUUCGUGUGGAGCUUGCGUAUGCAGUCACCGAUUACUUUGCGCAGGGGCAAACUCUGCCAGCGCACGAACUGUGGCUGGUGGAUAUGUGCAAACCGCAGCACGGCAGUUGGCGGCGGGCUUCAAUUUACGUAAUGCUCACCAGGUUUCGUGGGUUGCAUGCCUUACAUUUAGUGCGUCCGCUGUGGGCCUCGCGGGCCGAAGAGCGCCGGCUUAAAAAGGCGCUGCGUACCAUGCUAACGCCCGAGGCAGAUCUAGCCGCGGAAUGGCAGCGGCUAUUGAGGCUCUCGCAGAGCACAGCAGUAGCAGUGCCAGGUAUGAUUGUGCGCAUUCAGGCCAGCAUGGCUGCCUCAUAACCAAGGCUUUCAAUGCAUGCAGUAGUGUUUUUAACAUGCGCGAGGUGUACUGACAGAUGACCUGGAAGCGUGGAGUACCUUGUGGGUGGUGAGUGCUGACUGCAAUUUACAGCAGUGACUUUCUUGUUGGUGUUUGGUGUGGUGACCAUCAUGCUUGGCUUCGCUGGCUGGACGUAUGUCACUGAGCUACGUUCGGGUUUAGUUUCUACCUGUCCUGUCUCUGCGUGAAGCCGGGGUAUUGUUUAUCUGCUUGCUUGUCGUGCGUUGGAUUGUUGUGUGUUUACAACAGGUUGAUGUGUGGCGUGGUUAAUCCCUUGCACUUUGAGGAGGUUAUUGUUAGCCAGCUGGUGUUCGCACAGGAGGUUGGUGGUCGAUGAACAGUCGACCGACAGAUGGAUCGCGGGAUUUGUUUUUGGCAUUUACCGCUUGGAUUCUAUUCGCAACGUAGCUCGGAAUACACGCUUAAUAUGCAUAGUUAGAAGACUUCGGGGACGCAAAUCGCUCGGAAAUGGAGGAGGGUCUCAAUAUGCUCGGCUCGCGAUGUCGCGCUCUUGAGCUUGUAUUAUGCACUGUGCGCAAUGCGCGUUCAGCAUGCAUAUUCUUACGAACAACUAGGGACUUGAGUGACGCGGUGUGAAAAUCAGUCGGGGUCUCGACAUGCUUGGCUCGCCAUUUCGCGCUCCCGAGCUCGUUGUGUGUGUUCCGAACAAUGCACGCUCAGAAUUACAUGUUCAAUAUGUCCGUCGCGAUGUUCGAGCUUGAAAACCGACAAGCAUGGUGUAUAGAUACACCUGGUAGCCUGAAUUCCUGUGUUUUUGGUGUAUUUUGUUGAUGUUGCAUCACGCCGUGCCUUGUCACAUUCAUGUUUUUUGUACCGGCGUGGCCUUGUUUGUAAAUUUCGCGGCGCCCUGAUCUUAUCUACUUCUUCGCUGUGAUCUGGCAAAAAAAACUGUUCUUGACGGGAUUCGAACCUGUGACAGCAUCUCAUUAAGCGCCAUAAUCAGACCCUCCAGAGGAGGGUGUGCAUUAAGCCAUAGAACCUCUGGGGUCAUCGGAACAACUUGUCCACAAUUCCGAAACUGCAGCUUCAGACGCCUUUCUGAGCACAUCCACCCUGAAGUGGCAUAACUAAGGCGUGGCACCGCAACCGGGGGCGUGGCUGACGGGUGGCAGGGGCGCUGGCCGCUGGGGGCGCGACGAUGGGGCGGAGGACGCAGCCUAACGCGGCCACACACGCACGGGCCCAGCACGCUUCAGGAACCACCGAAACGCGGCCAAAUCGUUGCACAUAUGCACUGGAGCACUAAUUCCAGCGUUGCGUAUGGUUUGCGCGCGUUGGGGGACACGGACACUGAGGCACCUAAAAUCGAUGCACUCACCCGGGAACAUUGCAGACUCUACACAACGCCAGCCGGCUCCACGCAGGGGCGCCAGACACUCAUCACUGAGCAUACAUCCUCGUUAGCAACGUUGCAGCGCCAGAGCAGCUGUGCAGACGCGCGGAAAGCACACUCUGUUCCGACUGAGCCACGCGCAGCUUGCGGUUCCGUGCGACACAUUGCUGCUUGGGGCAAAGAUAGGUAGUCAAGUGCCUAGACAUAGAAAGGUAACAGCCAAGAGGAGCGCUAAGGCUGAGCGCGCAGAAAAUGGUGCAUCUGGCCGUGGCACUCUUCGCUCCGACAUACGUAUGUUCAGCAGCUUCAGCUCGUAAACGGUCAGUGAGCGUUAAUAGUGCGACGGCGGCUAAUCCGACACAGUUGAAUGCAGGGGCCGCGCUCGUGAUGGAACAUGGCAAGGGGCAGGAAAGCGUAGUCCCGAUGUGUGUGGCUCCCACCCGUGCCCACAUAAAAGCGUAGCAAGAAGGGACAAGGCAUUGGUGCGUCGUUCGCGCGCUGUUACUGUACCGACGGUAGCUGGCAGGUUGUGUCGAUGUUUUGCUGACGCGCAUUCCUCACGCUCCGGGCGCCCGGCCAAGGCGAUAGCACCACACAGACUCAAUGCGACGCCACACCGCGCGGAUAGCAUAGCCGAUGCGCACCUGCAGGCAGUCGACCGGCGUCCACGGAUGAGCUGUGUAGACGAGCACUAGCGUAAUGCAACGGCGUGCAGCAAAACAAUGGCCGGGCGACAGUGUGACAAGCAGGGGCAAGAACAAGAAGACAA